Platichthys flesus (European flounder) is the source of this 4634-nucleotide messenger RNA. It is a transcript of the gene plpp5, whose product is annotated as phospholipid phosphatase 5. Gene Ontology annotation, biological process: phospholipid metabolic process. Lineage: Eukaryota; Metazoa; Chordata; Actinopteri; Pleuronectiformes; Pleuronectidae. The transcript is spliced from 8 exons. The coding region runs from base 64 to 1026 and encodes 320 amino acids. Gene Ontology annotation, molecular function: phosphatidate phosphatase activity. The record is from RefSeq and is a predicted model, not a curated record.
CAGCUAGUAUCCCGCAGAGCUCGUCCCCUCCGUGGCAUCUCCUCGUCUCCCUGAAUCCCACUGAUGUGCGACUUCCUCCCGGCGGCUGAACCAGAGGAUGUCCGGGCUUGUUUCGCGUUAACGUUGAGACAAAGAUCCAGGAAACAUCCGCACUUCCCCCGUCAACUGGACACAAGGUGGAAUGAGGAUGACUGCUGUGGACUGAAAUCCAUCCCGAGUAACAAUAUGAAGCAGAAGCUGCUUCGUGGUCUCCUUUCGGAAAUUUCCGUCCGAAUAGCGUUGUUGGUGGUGUUCCUUGUGACGGAGCAGCUUCCUCCUUUCUUCCGUGAUAUCCAGCCCGAGGAGAUGUGGUUGUACAAAUUCCAUCGUGUGGAGAAUGACCACGUUCCCACCUCGCUCAUGUUUAGUGUAGCAGUUUUCACCCCACUGAUUGUCAUCGUGGUUUUCACCUUCAUGAGGAAGUCGGAGCGAGGAGAUCUGAAAGAAGCCUCGCUGGCUGUGACUCUGACUCUGGUGCUGAAUGGAGUUUUCACCAACGUCAUCAAACUGGUUGUUGGCAGGCCGCGACCGGAUUUCUUCUACCGCUGUUUCCCAGAUGGUCUGAUGAACCUUGAGCUGCACUGCACCGGUGACCCAGAUACGGUCAUAGAGGGCAGGAAGAGCUUCCCCAGCGGGCAUUCCUCCUUUGCCUUCGCAGGUUUGGGUUUCACAGCGUUCUACAUCGCAGGAAAGCUGCGCUGCUUCAACGUGGUGGGCCAAGGAAGAGCGUGGCGGCUGUGUGCCUUCCUCACCCCUUUGCUCGUGGCGACUGUGAUCGCCCUCUCCAGAACCUGCGACUACAAGCACCACUGGCAAGAUGUGUUAGUGGGUUCUCUGCUUGGUCUCGUCUUUGCCUGGCUGUGUUACCGGCAGCACUACCCUCCACUUCAGGACCCCGACUGCCACAGACCUCUGCGUCACAGAGAGAUGGUUCCUGCUGCACAGGAGCGCAAGCUGGCCAACUCCAACUACAUCCUGCCCAUGUAGUGCAGCUGUAGCCGGAGAUUUACUCUUUGCAGAUGUAAUCUAUACUAGGUUACAUGGUAAUCUUUCUUACUCUGGUUUUUACACCCUUCAGGCCAGGCAGUAAAUCAGUAUUUAUUGUUAGUCGUUGAUCAGUGUAAAUGUACGGUGGCAAUUUUCUUUUUGUAAGGUGACACACAAUAUGUUUUCCAAACUGAAUUUAGAAAACAAAUUAUUCUCGGGUGUUUUCUGAGACACAUGAGUAGCGGAUAAUAACAACACAUUUUUAUGAGUCGCAUGUGAUGGACAUGAACUAUGCGGACAGCCUGGAGUGUGUGUUUCCAAACCUUAUAAUGAUGUCAAUACCUUCUGGAUGUUUUACUGGAGGUCUUCUGGUUGUCUUGACAUCGUUCUCCAUAUGGCUCAGCCCCCCUCCACCCACACACACAUGGACACACACACCCUGUAUAUUGUGCCUAUGGAUGACAUGACUUUAAAUACUCCCAACAGUUGAGCAAGUCACCGAAACAACCACUGCACUAUUCGUCCACUGCCCAUCAAACUCUGGCUCAGCUGCUGGGACACAGUCUCUCUUGCAGGGCCCACUAUUUGGAGAUGUUUUUGUAAACUUGCAACUUUCUAACCAAACAGGGUUGAGUUAAAGGGAAACCUGUAUAUAUAUCUUAUCAUUUUAUUUCUCUGCAUGGCUGUUCAUUCUUGACCUCUCGCAACAAUAUAGGAUGAGUGUAAUGGAAGUUCAAAUAUCAUGUUUUCAACAGCGGCUCCUGGUGUCGGAGCUGGCUGAGGUGUCAUCACGUGACCUAAAUGUGAAACAGCGCCGCGAGACACUGAACAAGAAUAGAUUGUCAUGAGCAGAUGAUAUCAUUUCUCUCUAAGCACCAGAGCAGCCGCAGCAUCAAUUGACGCUGACCAUGAGUCAGCAUAUGGCAGGAGAAAGGUGAAGGAUGUUGCCAGAGACCAAAACUGAGUUAAUGGACAACUGCCCUCAUCGAGAGCCGGGCUUGUCUUCUGAGCGGCUUCAUUCGAACAGUCAAUGCCUUGCUCAAGGGCAGCUCUGUGACUGUAAUGAGGAAGAGAAAGGCACCCUCUAAUAUCUGUAACUUGUAACUGUCCAGUCCCAAGUCCACCUCUUAUACCUGCAGAGAUGGAUACUAACCACCUGUCACGACUUGACCAAACCUUCACAUUUAAUGUCACAUGACGACACAAGAGAGUGAGAUGUGAUGAAAAGCUGCAAAAUAAGUGGAACUAAAAGUGGGAAGAGAAAAUGUUGAUGUGGGUUGUUCAUGUCUGAGAGGGGUGGGUGACAUGGAUACAUAUCUUGAUAUAUUGCAUUGGUAUUUUAUUUUCUGAUUUUCUGCUAUGACAGGAGGGCCUUUGUUGAUCCAGAAAAUGAUACAUGACAUUAUGUUAAUAAUGAACUACAAUCGGUAUAAUGAAGAACUGAGAUUGCAGUAUUCUUUGUUUUUCUUAUUGUCAACAAAUCCCCUUGAUUUGACCCAAACCAAUAAUGUCUAUCUGUCUCAAAAUACUUUCUGUGGCACUUUCCUCAAACUCAUUCACUCUUACUGACUAUUUUAAAAUAACAAUCAUGAAAUUUAAGAAUACGUUUUCAAAUAAGCUAUGUGCCACAGAAGAAUCAGCCAAGUAGAUAGAUGUGGUAUUUAUAAGCUCUAUUGACAAUAAGAAAAUGUAGCAUAUGCUAAAGUCUCAGUGGGAUUUCUUUUUUAUCACAAGAUAUAGUGUCACCUCACCCACCCUGAUCUGACAGUAACCACAUCAGCUGUACUAAGAGGAAAAAACAACUUCCCUGCAGCUUUGGUUCCAGUAUUUUUUUUCUAUUUCUGCUUUCUCUGUGCUUUAAAUCUCUCUGUCAUCCUUUGGUACAUUUGAAUGUUUCCUUUCACAGAUUUUGGUAUUACCAUUUGGAAAAGGCGUCUUGAGCCCAAUCCUUGGUAAAGCAUCCCAAUGUAGCAGUUCCACUCAACUCUUCUUACUAUUUGAAUGAUUGUAUGACACUUGAUCAUUUCCUUGUUCUAACUGCACAUCACAUCUGCUGAUAUCAUUGUUCAUGUGACCCUAAAGCACCUAGGUCACUGCUUGUCACUGCACACUCCUCCGGCUCCUCUGCCAACAGAGCUAACGUGGGGAAGAGAGAUGAAUGUGCACAGGGGUUGGGUUUUUUGUGAUCACAGUGGAACCUGAUCAUUGUGAUGAACCUGAGUGGGGUCGGACUCUAACCUCUCCCUGUGAUGGUGCUAGCCUCCCAGUUCUGUUGCUGGUCAGGUUUCAUAUCCCAUCAAUAGUUUCGCUGGCACAUGAAGAUAUGGUAUUUUUUUGAAUUUUCCUCUGGUCAAUUCCAUCAACUUUCAUUCCAGUCAUUCAAGCCAAUCGUGUCUAGAUUUUUAAAUAUUUGUGAUUUUCUGUUAUUUUCUUUAAUUAUGCAAAAUUGUUGCUUUCACGUAGAGACAACGCACAUUUUUACUUUGAUGUUUUUAUGCAGAUUGCAACAAGAGACGACCAAACCUCCGUGUUUUUUGUUUGUUUGUGAAAACAGCCAACGUGUUGCAGGGUCAGAGCACCUUUCGUUCAUCACUGUGAAUCCGGCUUCAAGUGGCUGGAUCACAGUGGUUCAGACCAAACUCGGCAGAAAAAGAAAAUCAUGAAUUUGUGCCUUUGUUUAAUACAUUUUCUUUAUGACUCUGUCCAUGAAUGAACUGUAAACUGCAUGUAUCAGUGUCUGAUCUCUGUUACUUAUGUUUGCUUUAAAUCUUUACUUUUUUAUUGUUUUACAGUUUUUAGGAUUUACUUGUUAAGAGGUUUUAAUGUGGUUUGCGGCCUCCCUUUACCUCAGAAAAUAACACAUGUAAUUUAUUUCCAUACAUUCAACUGUACUUGUGAAGAUAUCUGUGAGAAGUGAACUAUUUACAACUGAUGGAAGAGGACGAAGAGCCUUUCUUUUUACAGACAUUUGAGAGAAAUGAUCUCUUACUUUACUGGGUCUUUCUUAAAGGUAUUUAUGAGAUGAUGUACAGGUCUAUUUGUAUUUAAUUUUGGGGCAUGUGGGAGUUUACUUGAAGUUUGAAUAUUCGUUUCUUUACCUUAAAUAUGAUGAUGUAAGUAGGAACCAUAUUUGUUGUGGGCACACAAGUUUCUGGAGGACCUUUCAGGUUUAAAAUAAAAAUAGGAAAUUGCAUUUUCCUGCAUGUUUCACAGCUACAUAUAAACAUUUUCCUCAUUAUUUUCUUUUAAAACUCUGCAUCUACAUCUAAGUCCAUUCACUUAUGUAAUUAUCAGUACACAUACUCUAUCAGGUGUGGUCUUCAGAUCUACUGUCAGGAUGAGGGAUUAUGUAAAAACCUGCCAGUUUGCAUCAUUGAUGUCAUGCCCAUCAUAAUUUGCCUUGGCUUCUCGGACCAUUUCGAUCCUGAUUGUACAUGUGACGCUUUAAAUGGAUCUUUAAGUGGCACAAAAUGAUGUUUCUAAAUUACCCUACACCACACAAUGUCCUCUGGCACUUUUCUGUUAAUAGCGGGCACCUGUUUAUAGAAUAUGGAUUUUAGAGGAUACAUUGAAAAGUGAUCAAUAAAUGCUACAUUAACACAAAUGUU